GCCGGCGGGCGGAGACGGCCGGGAUCUGUCCGAGCAGGAAGCGACUGCAGCCUGGCCGCGCUCUCCUCCCGGUCGUGCCGCUCCGCCGCGUCGUGGUCCUCGUCCCUCCCGCGCCCCCGCCCCGCCCCCAGCCUCGCCGGCACAGGUAGCCCGGCCGCCGCGCACCUGCCUUCGCUCGCGCACCGAAGAUUGUGCAUAACCCCCUUCAAAAAUGGAAGAUGGAAAGCCCGUUUGGGCGCCACAUCCUACAGAUGGAUUUCAGCUGGGCAAUAUUGUGGACAUCGGCCCUGACAGCCUAACAAUUGAACCAUUGAACCAAAAAGGCAAGACAUUUUUGGCUCUCAUAAACCAAGUGUUCCCUGCAGAAGAGGACAGUAAAAAAGAUGUGGAAGAUAACUGUUCACUAAUGUACUUAAAUGAAGCCACACUCCUCCAUAAUAUCAAAGUUCGAUAUAGUAAAGACAGAAUUUAUACAUAUGUCGCCAACAUUCUGAUUGCAGUGAAUCCAUACUUUGAUAUACCUAAAAUAUAUUCUUCAGAUACAAUAAAGUCCUAUCAAGGAAAAUCUCUUGGCACAAUGCCACCUCAUGUCUUUGCAAUUGCUGACAAGGCCUUUCGAGACAUGAAGGUGCUCAAAAUGAGUCAGUCUAUCAUUGUAUCUGGUGAAUCAGGAGCUGGCAAAACAGAAAAUACAAAAUUUGUUCUAAGAUAUCUGACAGAAUCCUAUGGAACAGGUCAAGAUAUUGAUGAUAGAAUUGUUGAAGCUAAUCCACUCUUAGAAGCUUUUGGAAAUGCAAAGACUGUUCGCAACAAUAAUAGCAGUCGAUUUGGAAAAUUUGUAGAAAUUCAUUUCAAUGAAAAGAGUUCAGUUGUUGGAGGAUUUGUUUCACAUUAUCUCCUAGAGAAAUCUAGGAUCUGUGUUCAAGGCAAGGAGGAAAGGAAUUAUCAUAUCUUUUAUAGACUGUGUGCUGGGGCUUCUGAAGAUAUUAGAGAAAAACUUCAUUUGAGCUCCCCAGAUAAUUUUCGGUAUUUAAACCGAGGAUGCACUAGAUACUUUGCUAACAAAGAAACUGACAAACAGAUUUUACAGAACCGCAAAAGUCCUGAGGAGGACGAGUAUAUUAAGGCAGGUUCCUUGAAAGAUCCUCUGUUAGAUGACCAUGGAGAUUUUAUUAGGAUGUGCACAGCCAUGAAAAAAAUCGGUUUGGAUGAUGAAGAAAAACUCGAUCUGUUUCGAGUAGUAGCUGGUGUCCUCCACCUUGGAAAUAUUGAUUUUGAGGAAGCUGGCAGCACUUCAGGUGGUUGCAACCUGAAGAAUAAAUCUGCCCCAUCUUUGGAAUAUUGUGCUGAAUUACUGGGUUUGGACCAAGAUGACCUUCGUGUAAGUUUAACCACAAGAGUUAUGCUAACGACAGCAGGGGGCGCCAAAGGGACAGUUAUAAAGGUUCCCCUGAAAGUGGAGCAAGCAAACAAUGCUCGUGAUGCUCUGGCAAAGACCGUCUAUAGCCAUCUUUUUGAUCAUGUGGUAAACAGAGUAAACCAGUGUUUUCCUUUUGAAGCUUCAUCCUGUUUUAUUGGAGUCUUAGACAUUGCUGGUUUUGAGUACUUUGAGCAUAACAGUUUUGAACAAUUUUGUAUCAACUAUUGCAAUGAAAAACUUCAACAAUUUUUUAACGAAAGGAUUCUGAAAGAGGAACAAGAACUCUAUCAGAAAGAAGGUUUGGGUGUUAAUGAAGUUCAUUACGUGGAUAAUCAGGAUUGUAUAGAUUUAAUUGAGGUGAAACUAGUGGGAAUUCUGGAUAUUUUGGACGAAGAGAAUCGCCUCCCUCAGCCAAGUGACCAGCACUUCACAUCUGCGGUCCACCAGAAGCACAAGGACCACUUCCGACUCACAAUUCCCAGGAAGUCUAAGCUGGCCGUUCACAGAAAUCUCAGAGAUGAUGAAGGCUUUAUUAUCAGGCAUUUUGCAGGAGCAGUGUGCUACGAAACAACCCAGUUUGUGGAGAAAAAUAAUGAUGCAUUACAUAUGUCUCUUGAAUCCUUAAUAUGUGAAUCCAGGGAUAAGUUUAUACGGGAAUUAUUUGAAUCGUCUACAAAUAACAACAAAGACACCAAACAAAAAGCAGGAAAACUUAGCUUCAUCAGUGUGGGAAACAAGUUUAAGACACAGUUAAAUUUGCUUCUGGAUAAACUUCGAAGUACCGGAGCCAGCUUUAUUCGCUGCAUCAAACCUAAUUUAAAGAUGACAAGCCACCACUUUGAGGGUGCUCAGAUUCUGUCUCAGCUUCAGUGUUCAGGCAUGGUAUCUGUUCUGGACUUGAUGCAGGGUGGUUUCCCAUCACGAGCUUCAUUCCAUGAACUCUACAACAUGUACAAAAAGUACAUGCCGGAUAAACUUGCAAGAUUGGAUCCAAGGCUAUUUUGUAAGGCACUUUUUAAGGCUUUGGGCUUAAAUGAAAUUGACUACAAGUUUGGGUUAACCAAAGUGUUUUUUAGACCUGGCAAGUUUGCAGAAUUUGAUCAGAUUAUGAAGUCUGAUCCUGACCACUUGGCAGAGUUGGUUAAAAGAGUGAAUCAUUGGCUCGUCUGUAGUCGCUGGAAGAAAGUUCAGUGGUGUUCACUCUCAGUCAUCAAGCUGAAAAACAAAAUAAAAUAUCGAGCCGAAGCUUGCAUUAAAAUGCAAAAAACUGUUCGAAUGUGGCUUUGCAAAAGGAGACACAAACCUCGCAUUGAUGGCCUGGUUAAGGUGGGCACACUGAAAAAACGGCUUGAUAAAUUUAAUGAAGUAGUAAGUGCAUUGAAAGAUGGAAAACCAGAGAUGAACAGACAGAUCAAAGAUCUUGAAAUUUCUAUUGAUGCUUUGAUGGCCAAAAUUAAG
This is a messenger RNA of Castor canadensis (American beaver), 2878 nucleotides long. Lineage: Eukaryota; Metazoa; Chordata; Mammalia; Rodentia; Castoridae. The record is from RefSeq and is a predicted model, not a curated record.